Molecule: messenger RNA, 1026 nt
Organism: Pteropus alecto (black flying fox)
Lineage: Eukaryota; Metazoa; Chordata; Mammalia; Chiroptera; Pteropodidae
Product: carcinoembryonic antigen-related cell adhesion molecule 1
Exons: 4
Biological process (GO): signal transduction; regulation of immune system process
Cellular component (GO): plasma membrane; cell surface
Molecular function (GO): protein tyrosine kinase binding
Source: RefSeq, a predicted model, not a curated record
CCCGCCACUGCCCAACUCACUCUUGAAUCAUUGCCGUCCAAUGCUGCCGAAGGGAAAGAUGUGCUUCUCCUUGUCCACAACCUGCCUGUGAAUAUUACAGGCUAUGCCUGGUUCAAAGGGGCAAGUGUGGACAGAAACCGUCUAAUUGCAUCAUAUGUAAUAGACAGUCAAGAAAGUUUCCCGGGGCCUGCACACAGCGGUCGAGAGACAAUAUACCCCAAUGGAUCCCUGCUGAUCCAGAAGGUCACCUUGGAGGACACAGGAUACUACACCCUACUAGCCAUAAAGAAAAAUUUGCUGAAUGAAGAAGUAACUGCACAGCUCCAUAGUUUACUAUCAAUACCCACACCCAAUGUCAGAAGCAACAACUCCGACCCCGUGGAGAACAAGGACCCUGUAGUGUUAACGUGUGAACCUGAGACUCAGAACGCCACCUACCUGUGGUUAGUCAACCGUCAGAGCAUAGCAGACAGUGCCCAGCUGGAGCUGUCCAAGGACAACAGGACUCUCACUUUACUCCGUGUCACAAGGAAUGACACAGGACCCUAUGAGUGUGUCACCUGGAACCCCGGGAGUGCCGGCCGCAGUGACCCAUUCUACCUGAACGUCCUCUAUGGCCCGGAGACCCCCACCAUUUCCCCCUCAAACCCCCAUUACAGUUCCGGGGCAAACCUCAGCCUCUCCUGCCACACAGCCUCUAACCCGCCUGCACAGUAUUCUUGGCUCAUCAAUGGGAGGCCCCAGGAGCCCAUGCAGGAGCUCUUUAUCCCCCACAUCACUGUGAAUGACAGUGGAUCCUAUACCUGCCUCGUCCAUAACUCUGUCACUGGCCUCAACAGGACCACAGUCCAGAUUAUCACAGUCUCUAAACCCUCCAAGAUCUCUCAGCCCGCGGUCCCUGCCCCUCGCCGCACCCAGACUCCAAAGGCGCCGCAGUUCGUUUCACUCACUCAGAAAUCGUGGCCUCUCGCCAACGCGAAAGCGUGGCUGACGGUCAUCUUCAAGCUCAGAAGUCGACCGACGUGA